AUGCAGAGCGCUUCACAAGUUUCAAUUGCCAGCAAGAUCUCCGGCAUAGCGGCUGGAUUGGGCCAAGACCGACUUCCCUUGACCGCAGUGUGUACAAACACCUGCCCCAAAGCGCGAGAUGGGGUCUGCCAGGAUGGGAGGCAGGUCCUAAAGGCCUCCCGCCAGCAGCCCUUCCCGGUCCUCUGUGACCUGGGCACCGACUGCGAGGACUGCGGCCCCUGGAUCACAUCUGCCAGCGAGGAGCAGCUGGCGUGGACGCCCGUGGCAGACAUUUUGGAUGCCAAUAUGACCAUCACGAUGCGGGAGCUGGCACUGCCCCGCGCCUUCAGCUUUGCGGUCACCGACCCGCGCAUCGACGUCGACGUGUCGGCACAGGUCAUGGCCUACGGCUACUUUGAAGGUCACACGUUCCGCAUCUGGCACGACAUCUUCAUGGACUGCGGGACCCCAGGCAGCCACUUCAUUGAUGUGGGCGGCAACUUUGGCUACUACUCGGUCAUGGCCGCCGUGUAUGGCUGCAGGGUCACGUCUUGGGAGCCUGUGCCCACCUUCUCUGCAUACUUCAAGUACAAUGCGCUCCUGAACGACGUGGCGCAUCGGAUAGAGCUGCGGGAGGCCAUCGUGAGCGACGAGGACGGCAAGGAGCUGACCAUCACCAUCCCCAACCACGGCAUCCUGGGCACCGCCGGCGUGGACGGCAAUAACAUCGACACGGGCGACGUGCUGCCUCUGACGUCCUGCACCAGCGCUAGUCCCCCGGUGCUCCUGCAGAGCUGCAGCCUGGCCACUCCCUGCGCCGCGGCUCACUGGAGCUACGGGCCCUGGAGUGGGUGCGACGCGGCGUGCGGGGGCGGGGAGGCCAGCCGCAACGCCACCUGCGUCGACGGGCCCUGCACGGAGCCCGCCGCCCUGACGACGGAGUGCAACACGGGCGCCUGCACCGCCCACGCCUGGCGCACGGGCGACUGGCAGGCCUGCAGCGUGACCUGCGGGGGCGGCGGCUCGCAGAGCCGCACCGUGCCGAGCAGUUGCACCUCCGGCAGCGUGGACGCCGCCGGCGCCUGCUGCGACUCUGGCGUCGUGUCCGGCACCGGCGCCUGCUGCCCGUCUGGUGCCUCGCUGGACGCCUCCGGCGCCUGCUGCGGCGCCGGCAAGGCCCUGGACGCCUGCGGCGUCUGCGGCGGAAACGCCACGGCCGUCGACGCGCUGGGUGCCUGCUGCGCUUCGGGCCAGCUGGAUGCCGCGGGGCUGUGCUGCGCCAGCGGCGCGCUGGACGCUUGCGGCGUCUGCGACGGCCUGGGCACCUCCUGCGACCUGGCCCUGUCGCUGCGCAUGGGCGUGAACGCGAGUCUGGUGAGCGAUGGCGGGGUGGAGCAGGCGCCGCUGCAGGCCUACCUCGACGCGCUGGGGCGGGCGGCGGGCGUGGACGGCCUGGGCCAGGCCGAGGACCUUGCGCUCAGCACCGGGGGCAGCAGGAGGAGGCGGCGGGCUCUGCUGCAAGCGGGGGGCCCGGCCACGGUGGGGCAGGGUGGCGCCCAGGAUGUCGGCCUGGACCAGACCGCCGAGGCACCGAGCCCGGCGCUGGCCGCCGGGUCCCCGUCCACUGCAGCCGGGUCCCCGUCCACUGCAGCCGGGUCCCCCGUCACAGCGCCCACGCCAUCGGCCUCCGGCGCCUCGACGCCACCGACAGUCCUGGCGACGCUGACCGUGCCUGCGGACUCACGGACGGGGAACUCGCCGUGGACGCCGGGCUGGUUUGCUGCCACCCUGGUCCCGGGCGCGGUGAGCGACGAGGCCGUCCAGCUCCUGGCCCCGGCCGUGGCAUCCAGCGUGGCCGUCUGCGGCAACGGCGUGUGCGAGCUGGGGGAGGUUGGGCAGGCCGGGUCCGGGGUGACGGGCACCUGCCCCGCCGACUGCCCGCUGGCCACGCCGGCGGGGUGCAGCGGCGGCUGCGGCGCGGGGACGUGCCAGGCCGCCGCCGGCACCUGCCUCUGCUGGCAGGGGUACGCCGGCGAGCGGUGCGCGACCUGCGCCGCCGGCUACGCCGUCGGCGCCGCCGGCGCCUGCUCCGCGGACGUCGUCGCGCUGGGCCUGCUGCGGUCCCAAUCGCAGUCUUCGCCGGGGCAGGUGCCGCACCCCGCCCCCGCGCCCGCCCCCGCCCCCGGCCCCGCCCCCGGCCCCGGCCCUGGCGCAGUCGCCUGGGCCCCGCCGCCCCCGCCGGCCAACGGCACGGUGGAGGACGCCAGCGUGGCCUCGGGCGGGCCUCCGCUGGGCGCCAUCCUGGGCCCCGUGCUGGUGGCGCUGGCCAUCGCGGCGGCGGUGAGCACGCUGCUGUGCGUGCGACGGCGGCGCCGAGCGCUGUCCCGUGCCGGCUCGCCCUUCACCCCCGCGCCCUCGAGCGGGGGCGGGCCCGACCUGGAGAAGGGCGGCGGCGGCGAGCCCCGAGAGGUCAGCCUGCGCGAAAAGUACGGCAGCCCGACGGGCGGCCGGGGCGGAACCGACCCUGGCAGGAUCGCGGCCGUGCACAUACUGUGCGACAGCGACGACUCGCCGGGCGGGGCGGCGACGGGGGGGAGGUACGACGCGCAGGCCAGUCCCCUGGGCCCGGCGGGCCGCAAGGUGGCGCUGGGCGGCGCGGCCCUCCUCGCCCGCUCUGCGGGGCUGGAGCCUCGUGGCGCGCGGGAGGUGGGAGGGGUGUGGCGGAGGGUGGGGUCGGACCCGGGGGUCGAGGGGUGCGCGAUGUCGGGAACGGGUCUGGGGCAGCUGUGCAUGGGGAUGCACCGCCGUUCCCCGCCACUUGGACCGCCUCGUCACCGGCAAGGACGUGCGGUGAAGCGCGUGGCGAGUGCCGCGGGUGACCCAUCCCUCCGCCGCCGCGCAACCCCCCUCGACCCUUCCUUCUCCACUCGCAAGGCGCCGCGCUUCAACGCGGCCCUGUACCAGUGCGAGUCCAGCGGCGGCGACGUCCCCGGCCUGAGCGGCGGCGUCAGCGGCGCAGCCUGGUCCCUGGACUCGCGGACGCCGGCCAGGGCGGGCGAGGCCGCGCGCCGCGCGCCCACCGCCAGCUCCGGCUCCAGCGGGGCGCCAGGGUCGGCGCCGCGCUGCGCGCCGUCAGCGCCCUCCCCCGCGGAGACACGGGGCUCGGCGCCCCACGCCUGGGGGGAUGCCGGGCCCGAGGCGUCGUGCGUGUCGGCCUCGGCGCUGGCGGGCGCCAGCCUGGCGGUGUGCCCCGGGACGGAGGGGGGGCGGGGGACCGGCAGCGUGGCACGCGGACCGGACACUGCCACCAGCGCCGAGCGGUCCGCGGCGCGCGCCGCGGAGGCCAGGCAGGACGCCGAGCUCGACCACUACCGCAUGGCGAUGCGGGCGACUUACACCGGGCCCCCCAUCGACCCCCAGGCCCGCCUCUUUUACAAUCCGGCCUUUGCCACCGCGGCCACGCCGUCGAUUGCGGCUCCGGGUGGCGUGCAAGGGCAGGAGGUGAGAGGCAGCUCGCCGGCUCGCGCGCUGGGGUCCGCGCCGGCACCGCAUCCGAAGCCCGCGCAUCCCACCGCCCAGGAGGGCGGGUCCGUGGCGGGCCGGGGCGCCGCGGACGCCGCGCCCAACCCCAUCGAGGCCGGGCUGGCGGUGAGGCGCGCGCGACUGGCGGCGCUGCACGCCCACGGGGCCGGCGCGGAGUCCGUCGAUGAAGCGGCUGGGUGA
Auxenochlorella protothecoides is the source of this 3702-nucleotide messenger RNA. Its product is annotated as A disintegrin and metalloproteinase with thrombospondin motifs 12. The record is from RefSeq and is a predicted model, not a curated record. The coding region runs from base 1 to 3702 and encodes 1233 amino acids. The transcript has 10 exons. Lineage: Eukaryota; Viridiplantae; Chlorophyta; Trebouxiophyceae; Chlorellales; Chlorellaceae.